Molecule: messenger RNA, 720 nt
Organism: Phlebotomus argentipes
Lineage: Eukaryota; Metazoa; Arthropoda; Insecta; Diptera; Psychodidae
Product: 2-oxo-4-hydroxy-4-carboxy-5-ureidoimidazoline decarboxylase-like
Exons: 2
Coding region: 116-631 (171 amino acids)
Biological process (GO): allantoin metabolic process
Molecular function (GO): carboxy-lyase activity
Source: RefSeq, a predicted model, not a curated record
GAGAUGAGAGCCGUUAAUCUCUGUAUGCGUGUUGUUUGGAGAUGAAGUUGGGAUCUUAGUGUCUUUCAGUUUGAGAUUAGAGCGUGGAAAGUAGUCUGAGAAGCGCUGUGCCACCAUGAAGUUCACUCUGGAGGAGAUAAACCAGCUGGAGAAGGUGGAAUUCGAGGAGGUUUUUAAGAAUGUUGUUGAGUGCUUUCCGGACGCGGCUAAGAAUGUGUCCAAUCAGGCUCCGUUCGCCACAUUUUUCGCCCUUUUGGAAGCGUUUAUGCAGCAUCUCGAUCAACUGGAUCCAAUGAAGAAGCUGGAAAUUGUGAAGCUACACCCACACUUGGUUCCGGAGAUCAACAAAACCAAUCUCACCGAUGAAUCAGCUUCUGAGCAGUCAACUGUGGGACUCAAUAGGAUCACCAGUGAAGAGAAGAAGGUCAUCCUGAGGGCGUCAAUUGAGAACUACUGGAAGAAGUUCAACUUCCCCUUCGUGAUCUGCGUGCGCGAGUGCAAGAGCACGGACGACAUCAUCAGCGCCGUGCAGGAGAGACUCUCCAGGACACCCGAAGAGGAGGUCCAGGUGGCGUUUGAGCACGUGAAAAAGAUCACAUCUCUGAGAAUUGCUGACAUUGUGUCACAUUGAAUAUCUUUUUCGAUAAAGUAUUGUUUUUAUUACUUUUCUUCUCGUGAAUGUUUACACUAUUAAAUGUGUUUUUGCGUACAGAUACAAAA